Molecule: messenger RNA, 2111 nt
Organism: Saccostrea echinata
Lineage: Eukaryota; Metazoa; Mollusca; Bivalvia; Ostreida; Ostreidae
Product: UDP-glucose 4-epimerase-like
Exons: 10
Coding region: 99-1124 (341 amino acids)
Biological process (GO): beta-D-galactose catabolic process via UDP-galactose, Leloir pathway
Cellular component (GO): cytosol
Molecular function (GO): UDP-glucose 4-epimerase activity
Source: RefSeq, a predicted model, not a curated record
GUGACUUUUGGAGAGACAGCAAAAUUCACAAACCUACAUAAGCAGAGUUUCGGAGAAAUUCAAGAGUUUUGCAACGUGACAGCUUUGUAAGCCACACCAUGGGAGACAGCUGUAUUUUGGUGACAGGAGGGGCGGGGUUCGUUGGAAGCCAUGCUGUGAUAGAGCUGAUAGAGGCGGGGUAUUCUGUGGUUGUGAUGGAUAACCUUGCUAAUGCAAGCAUGGAAAGCAUAAAAAGAGUGGAAGAGAUUACAGGAAAAUCUGUACCGAGUUACAGUGUGGAUCUCUUAGACAAACCAGCUUUGUUGGAUUUAUUUAGUAAACACAAGUUCAGCAGUGUCAUCCAUUUUGCUGGCCUUAAGGCAGUUGGGGAGUCUUGUCAGUUGCCGUUGCUGUAUUACAAAAACAACAUCGGAGGGACAGUCAAUCUUCUGGAGGUGAUGAAAGAGAGGGGAGUAAAGAACUUGAUUUUCUCAAGUUCAGCCACAGUGUAUGGCAGUCCACAGUAUUUACCUAUUGAUGAGAAGCACCCAGUAGGAGGCUGUACAAAUCCAUAUGGGAAAACCAAAUAUUUUAUCGAAGAAAUCCUGAGGGACCUGCAUAAAGCUGAGCCAGACUGGAACAUCAUCAUGCUGCGAUACUUUAAUCCUGUUGGUGCACACAAAUCAGGGAAGAUCGGGGAAGACCCCCAAGGCAUUCCAAACAACUUGAUGCCAUUUAUAGCACAGGUGGCUGUUGGAAAGAGAGCAGAGCUAAGUGUAUACGGCAGCGAUUAUGACACACCUGAUGGAACAGGGGUACGUGAUUACAUUCAUGUUGUGGACUUAGCUCAGGGCCAUGUGGCAGCUCAAAAAAAAAUUGAAACGAACUGUGGAUGUAAGGUGUACAAUCUUGGAACAGGAAAAGGUUACUCCGUGUUGGAAAUGGCCAAAGCUUUUGAGGAAGCCAGUGGCAAACCGAUUCCAUACAAAAAAGUAGAUCGUCGCCCAGGUGAUGUAGCCUCAGUGUAUGGGAAUGCAGAUCUAGCCAAGCAGGAAUUAGGCUGGUCAGCAACUCGUGAUCUCAAACAGAUGUGUGAAGACACCUGGCGAUGGCAGUCUUUGAAUCCAAAUGGUUUCCGAAAAUAGACCUUUAGAAUAGGAAUAAAGAAUAUACUUAUAUGGGAUGACAAUGCAGCAUUAGAGGGCCAUAGAGUGCUUUAUUAAUAAUGAUUCUUACCUGCCAGUCGGGUGUUAUUUAUUAAGGUUACAAAUCAUUCACCAUAAUCUGUCAUAUAAAUUCCGCCAGUUUUCUACAAAUCAUAUUUAAAGUGAUUUAUUUGUUUUACAUAUGCUUAAGCACUUAAAAAAAAUGAAGGAAGAAAGAUAAGUAAAAAAAAUCAGUAUAAUUGUAUUUCUUUUAGUCCUCCAGGCUGCUAAAGUGCCUGGGUUGAAUGUCUUUGUAAAGGAAUAGAUAUUGCUUACAUAAUAUUGACAGAAUAUUGGUACUAGAGCUUUUAUAAACACAAAAUCAGAAUAUUAGUACUAGAACUUUUAUAAACACAAAAUCAGAAUAUCGGUACUAGAGCUUUUAUAAACACAAAACUAAAUUUUGAUAUGUUGAGGCUGCUGGGCAGACUUUGUGGUUAAAUAUGUUUAAAAAUCCUUUCUUAUUUACUUUUAUCAGUCACAAAAGGGGCAUAUAAUCCAAAAUGGUUGUGCAGCAAUUAAUGCAAUAACAAUACUUGAAUGUGAAACAUUUUUUUCUAUUAAAAGCAUUUAUUUUAUUGAACUGUGUAUUUAUUUGUAGUUUUCUUUCGAUGAACAUUAUUUUUCUUAUAAAAUGGUGAAUUGGUGGAAUAGUAGGCAAGACAGCAAAGGUUAACUUUGAAUGAAUAUAUAUUUGUCAUAGAACUAGUGGUUGUUUUUAUUCUUUUUCUGCAAUAUAUCAAUAUUGAUAUCAAUCUAUAUCAACCCAUAUUGUAGAAAAGUAUAAAAAUGAGUAACCCCCUCCACCCCCACCCCCUUCCCCCUCCCAGAAAAAGAACUGUCUAUAUUAAUAUUCUGUCAGGUUUUCUCUUGAGGUGAACCCUCUCCUCUAUUGUUGCAGAGGCAGAAAUAAAUGUUAUUUAUGUC